Molecule: messenger RNA, 2350 nt
Organism: Cryptotermes secundus
Lineage: Eukaryota; Metazoa; Arthropoda; Insecta; Blattodea; Kalotermitidae
Exons: 5
Coding region: 221-2227 (668 amino acids)
Source: RefSeq, a predicted model, not a curated record
GAAAUGAGUUACGCUCGUUGAAUCGGAAGGGAAUAUGCAGCCGGCCUCGCACUUCUGCGUGGAGAAUUGACGGCAUGCUGUGGGAAGCAUGGUGGGUGAGAACGUGGCAGCACGAAACAAAUUAAUUUAUGAAUGAAAGUAAGAAUUGAUAGAACUUGCUUAGUAAUAUCCUCAAAGAUUAUACUUUGACAAGGACAAACUGCAGUCAGAGCGGUCGGAAAUGUCGUCAGAGAUCUCUACAACGAGAAGUUUGAGGAGUACACGUAGCAACAGAAGCAGUUCUUCUGCCAGUGGCAGGCUGCAGUCGCUGCUGCCAGGGAGCCAGCACUGCCCAGUGCAGCUGUCCGUCAGGUACUCUUCCAGCCUGGAGCACGCUCCUCACCAGAAAGACAAGGGCGUCAGGAGAUCAGCAACUUCGUCCUCAUUGGAGAGACUGACGCCUCGGCAGUUCCUGGACAAGUACUCGCUGCCGAGGGUCGUCAGGGUGGUGACUCCCAGUGGUGACAACGGGAACAGUGACGGAGACCUGGAGCAGAGGAGACUGCUGCUGGGGCCGCUGGCGGAACCGCUGCUGUUGUACCGCCAGUACAAGAGCACCAAGGUUCAGGCCAGAAGCGUGCAGACUGCCAAACUGUGGAAAACUGUUGGCCCCUCUUUAGUCAUACCAGACUCCUAUCAGGGUUGGUUCUCCCUCGUGACACCAAAAGGACAGCUGAUGGCUCCGUGUUACUCCGAUAUUCAGCAGCUCAUAACAGCGCAAGUCACGCGGUUUCUAACCAAGACACAACUCACAGCCUACAAACUGAACGACAGCAAAGACGCAAUCCAUGACUCUGUUAGGAAGCGGGCGCAGUACACCAAGACCAUCGUACCAGCAGGCAACAUCCUGAAACUGCUGGCAGUGUUCGAGGAUGUCACUGGCUCCCGGAACAGCGCCCUGAGUAACAAGAGACUGUCACUUCCUCUGAUUGGACGGAGUCAUAACAACACGAGAUAUGCACAGUGUCUCAACAACAAGAAUCAGAUGGUGUUCGUGCCGCUGAGCACCACGGGGCAGUUUUUCGCGGUGUCGCUAGGUGGUGCUGGUGUGGAGGCGCGCCAUGGACCGCUGUACCUGCUGCCACAACUCUUGCGGGAGCACAGGCUGCCCGUGAGAGUCCACCUCAUGGCGGGGCCCCUACCCACGCCCCUUCCGGUCGGCUUCACAGGCACGUUAUUGCUGGAAGGCUAUCAAGAGGAAGACGUGAUCUUAGCGUGUACGUUGCCUCACGACGUCAUCAUUCAUUCUAACAGCAGGACCGGAAGUAAUCAUCUCACUAAUGCAAGCCCAGUGACGUCAGCUGUGCCCAAACUGCUCGAGAUGGACGCCGACUCCCGUUUCUUCCUCACAAGACCGUUAUUCCAUCACGAGUUCGAGUCCAGGCUGUUCAAGUCUCCCCUUCUGCAGACAGCGCUAGCUUUUUGUCGCGAUAGAGGAGACUUCUGGCGGCGCCAGAUAAAAGUCACCCAUCACAUCUUCCCAUCGCAACGAGAAGUGGCAUCAGAAGCAGAGGGGAAGAAGUCAACGACCCAACGACAGCCAGCUCAAGAAGGCCAAGAAAAAGUGAGCAAAACUAAGAACAAGUCACGACGAACAACAAAAAAAUCCUCCUCCUUUACUUACACGCCAUCUUCGUCUCGAGCAACAAAUUUUGCACACGACCUUUCUGCAGUGCCACACUGCAAUUACAAGAAUGCCAUCUCUCAGCAACGAGGAGAACUACGUACGCAAGACGCUAGUGAUGCCGAAAGGCUUGUGGAUAAUUUUACUCCUUCCGCCAUCUGUCAUCACAAAAAUGAAUCACGGCCCCAUCAACGACCGUACAUUGACCUUUGCAAGCACGAUGCUAAAUCCCAGCUAUACUCCUGCAUCCAGAAUCGAGAUCUGCCAUCGAUAGUGACGCCUGCUGCGGAUGACCUGCCCUACAGUGACGUUGCUGAUGCGAUAGGUGACAUUGACAAGUGCGAGGAGGAGAAUAUCUAUGCUGAGAUUUGUGAAUGUGAUACCAAGGAAAACGACAGGAGAAAGUUGAACUAUUAUUAUUUGAAGACAAACUCUGAGAAUGUAAGGGAGGACUAUUAUUACGUUGAGCUAGAAGGUGGAAGUGAUGGAACGUUCUCAGGAACAUUGUCCUCCUCAGAUCCGUCAAGUCGUGAUGAUGACACCAACUAUGAUACAGUUUGCUGACCUCUAUUGCUGGGGUCACAGAACGUUAACAGUGUUCAUCGCAAUGAGCUGGCUCACAGAUGGCGGCGACGCUAUCAGCCUUACGCGCCUGCCACCCCCAGGAAUAUUUCUGUUAGAGGCAGG